CUACACAUACACACAACCUUGUUUCAUAAUAAUAGCCAGCAAUACUAACCUGUCCAAUUUUAUUAGUCCUGCCAAAAUCAUUCAUAUUUAUUAUUUACCCGUUUUCUCUAACUCUUCAAUUCACGUUAUUUUUUUUCUUCUCUAAACCGUCCGGAACCAGCCUAAAUAUCCAAAUCUCGAAAGAAUUCCCUUUCUCAACCCCACCAUUUUCUUGUUUGUAGCCUUCAACACCACUUCUUUCUUUUUUUUUAAUAACUUUAAUUUUCAUUAAAAAAAAAUCACCCAACUUUUUUUUUUUUUUUUUAUAAUUUUAUUUUCUUUCCAUCUUUAUAGAAAUAAAUAAUUGAAGUUCAUUUAACAUUAUUAGCCCUUCCCUUCCCUAGCUAGUCUUUUCCUAUCAAUAUUUCUCUCUCUUCCUCAUCUUCCGGGCUAAAUUUCUCCUUUUAUUCAGAGAAUUUCUGUUAUAAAUACAAUAAUAAGGGCAGAAGAAUUUUACUGUUGAAGUUAUCACAAAGCUAAGUUUUUUCUUCUUCUUCUUACAAACCAAAAAAAAAAGAGAAUAACCUAGUUAGCUUGCUUCCUCACUCAUUCUUUAGCGAGUUUUUCUCCUUUGCAAGUUGGGCAUUUUUUCAUUCGAUUAUUCGAUAUCCUUCUAUCUAUACCAUCAGGGUUCGUUUCGUUUCGAAUCGACAGAAAAAAAAAAAAAAAAAAAAAAGAGAGAGAGAGAGAUGUCAUCAAGCUGUAUGGAUCAAGCUGCUGUUGCUCCUCCAUCAUCUGAGCAACUUUGCUACAUACCUUGCAACUAUUGCAAUAUUGUUCUUGCGGUGAGUGUUCCAUGCAACAACUUGUUCGAUAUAGUAACCGUCCGUUGCGGGCACUGCACUAAUCUAUGGUCAGUUAACAUGGCCGCCGCCUUCCAUUCGCUCUCCGCAUCCUGGCAGCAACACCAGCAACAAAACUUUCAUCAAGCACCAAACAAUGGCAAUAUGGGUGAAUAUAGGAUUGACAAUUUGGGUUCAUCCUCCAAGUGCAACUACACUAACAAAGCAGCUACAACUAUGCGAAUUUCGCCUCCUAUUAGCAAUAAUUCUGCUGAGGAAAGGAUUAUUAAUCGCCCACCUGAGAAGAGGCAACGCGUACCAUCUGUCUACAACCAAUUCAUAAAAGAAGAAAUUCAGAGGAUCAAGGCUAAUAAUCCUGAUAUUAGUCAUAGGGAAGCAUUCAGUACUGCUGCCAAAAAUUGGGCACAUUUUCCUCACAUUCAUUUUGGGCUGAUGCUGGAGACCAACAAUCAACCUAAGCUAGAUGAGGGCUCGCAAAAGCAUCUCAUGCCAAGGACUGCUUUACUAAACAAUUGAUCGAUCUUCCAAAGUACUCAAGAGUGGUACAUUUUGUGUUCACAUAAAGUACAUGAAAACUAAACUAUGUUCAUUAAGAAGAUGAGUAAACUGUAUUUUUACUACUUUCAAGAUAUUUUGUGUGGGUUAUUUCUAUAUCAUGUGUUUAAUCACAUGAUCAUGUCAUUAAUAUGCUAAGAACGUAAUAUUAUUGUAAUGCAAGUUAAAGCUCUCCUUAUGUAAGUAAUCUUGUGUUGCUAUACUCCUUCUGUUGCUAAUUGAUU
This is a messenger RNA of Chenopodium quinoa (quinoa), 1621 nucleotides long. RefSeq names its product axial regulator YABBY 5-like. Gene Ontology annotation, cellular component: nucleus. The record is from RefSeq and is a predicted model, not a curated record. NCBI's taxonomy places the organism in Eukaryota, Viridiplantae, Streptophyta, Magnoliopsida, Caryophyllales, Amaranthaceae. Gene Ontology annotation, biological process: abaxial cell fate specification; multicellular organism development; cell fate commitment. Bases 729 to 1358 code for a protein of 209 amino acids. The transcript is spliced from 7 exons.